Messenger RNA from Eriocheir sinensis (Chinese mitten crab), 2188 nucleotides. RefSeq names its product LIM domain-binding protein 3-like. The coding region runs from base 843 to 2003 and encodes 386 amino acids. The transcript is spliced from 2 exons. The record is from RefSeq and is a predicted model, not a curated record. Lineage: Eukaryota; Metazoa; Arthropoda; Malacostraca; Decapoda; Varunidae.
GGGGCUGUGAGGGCCUGCUCCUGCACCUGGCAGGCCACUAAAGUGAUUCUUGUGUGUCAUUUCAUCCCGGAGUUUGGCCAUUCUCCCAUAACAAACCAGCGUGCUCUCUGUCUUGCCUGAACGUGACAGUAAACACUGGGUUCUGCGCACGCGAAAAUCAGAAUGGGACGGCCUGCAACACUGGGGCGUCGAGCCUCGUCCCCUUGUGCUUACAGACGCACAACGGUGGAUGAAUCUCGGCACGGUGCCGUGACCUUGUCGACUGCCCGACACACAGGGUGCAGGUUGUCCCAUGUGUCACAUUACCGACACACAGGGUGCAGGUUGUCCCAUGUAUCACAUUACCGACACACAGGGUGCAGGUUGUCCCAUGUACCACAUUACCGACACACAGGGUGCAGGUUGUCCCAUGUACCACAUUACCGACACACAGGGUGCAGGUUGUCCCAUGUACCACAUUACCGACACACAGGGUGCAGGAACAAACUUUCAUAUUUCAAGCAUUUUUCAAAUUCAAAACACUUUAAUAAAAACAAUAAUAAACUUGGGUGGGACAAUGUCGGUAAGUGUAAAAAAUGAGACAACCUGCACCCCUUGUAGGUCAGCAAAUGUUGCAACCAAAAAAUAUAAUCAAACACACACACACACACACACACACACACACGGCGGCCAGCAGUGAGUCACACCGAAGGGGGCCUCCCCUCGGCCAGGCAGCGAGCCUUCCACUGCUCGGCACUGACCACUGGCGCACCAUGCCACCCACCAUCCGUCCGUCAGUCCGAGGCUAGGCGGCAUAGAGAGUGGACGCACCAGCGACUCGCUCCUCGCCGCCAGCACCAGCCAUGGACGUGCCCCAGCUGCCCCGCCACCAGUUUCAGCUGGAGAUGGACAGCGACGCCAUGUUCAUCUCCGUCCCUGAGAGCUCCUCCCCCCAGUACGCCCCCGCCAAGCUGUGCCCUCCCCAGCACCCCGGCCUGUACGCCCCCCAGCCGGGCACCCCGCCCCAGCUGGUUCCUGACGCCGCCUCCUGGACCUCGCCACAGCCGUGCCCGCAGGCCUGGCCCACACACCAGGGUCCUCCGGGGGGCGCGGCGGGCCUGGAGGAGGCGUUGCCAGACUUCACGCCGUGGCUAGAGGACUUCCAGGGGCUACAGGUGUGCCAGGGCGAACCUAAGCUACUUCAUGAGUCGCAGGGCGUGCCACAAGUGUCGCAGUGCGUGCUACAGAUGCCGCAGUGCGUGCCACAGGUGCCGCUGGGGCUGCAGGGCGUGCCGCUGGGGCUGCAGGAGUCCCAAGGAGUGCCAUAUUUUCAACAGGUCUGCCAAGACGUGCCACAAGUGCCGCAAGGUCCGCACGGAGCGCUACAGGUGGGCCAGGGCGAGCCGCUGGAGUCUCAGCAGUCCCCGGCGUCGCAGGAAGGCUCCCCUGAGGGCGCGGUGGGCCCCCGGCGAGCGCGCCGCGCCCCGCGCCCCCGCCGCUCCAAGCUGUACGAGCGUGAGGAGCCCUUCGAGGAUCCGCAGCAGGAGAAGCGGCGCCGCGACGCCAUCAACUCCAAGAAGAACCGUGACGCCAGCAAGGCCAAGAUGACUGACCUUCGCCGCCGCGUGGACGCCGCCGCUACGCUGCGAGACAAUUUACGGCGCGAGGUGGCGGCGCUGCGCCAGCGGGAGACGCAGCUCUUGGCGCAGCUGGAGGGCCAGGCGCCCGCCGCCGCCUCCGUGACGACCCUCACCCCGCCUGGCCAGGGCAGCCCCGUCGCCGCCACCCUGCCGCCCGCCGCCACCCUGGCCGGCACUCCGCAGGGCACCGCCUUCCUGCCGGCGACCACCGCCACCACCGCCAGCCUGCACUGCCCCUCGCCGCACCUCACCCUCGCCACGCCCUACCUGCCCCCCACGCCCCCCAGUAGCUGCAUGCAAGCCGACACCCUCCUCACCCCCACCCCCUCACCCGGCCCCUACUUCAGCCCCUUCACCCCCCCGACCCCCCACCCGCCUCACUAACCCACGCCCCCCCUGAUGGACGGGCUUUGCUCAAGCGUGUAGAAACAUGUAGACUGUAAGGACACACCUAGAUGAUAGAGUUCAAACGUUGCCGCCUUGCCUUGCCUCACCCUGACUAACUGCUCCCGCCAAACAUGUAUCGUGUCUGUGUGACGCUCGCCAAUAAAAGGUACAACACACACCUG